Neoarthrinium moseri is the source of this 1122-nucleotide messenger RNA. RefSeq lists its product as uncharacterized. NCBI's taxonomy places the organism in Eukaryota, Fungi, Ascomycota, Sordariomycetes, Amphisphaeriales, Apiosporaceae. The coding region runs from base 1 to 1122 and encodes 373 amino acids. The transcript has a single exon. The record is from RefSeq and is a predicted model, not a curated record.
AUGCCCACCUACCUCUGCCAUGGAUUCAGGUGGCACAGGAAAAGCAUCCUCUAUUUCAUCGUGCUCCAGAACGUCGAAGAUGCGGCCCCCCAGUGGAUUAUCGCGCCGCGCAGCGCCGUGGCCCUUCUAGAAGCGCUCUACGAGCUGUACGACUUCAUACCCCCAAGUGCACUUCUGGACGGCAAUGGCACGCCGACUUUGACGCAGAACUACGGCAGCCAGAAUGCCCAGAACAGGAAUAACGACAGCUACGCGGAAGAAAGGAGAGGACGUCGCGAGAAUGCUACAGACAGUAAAUCCAGAGGUGCUUCACGGAAGCGCAAUAAGUCUUCAAGCCGGCUUCGCAGACCAGACAGACGUCCACAGACACCGCCAGCCCCGCCGCCCCCUCCGCCGUUACCGCCAGAACCUGUUGGUGAUGUUGCCUUCAACGACUGGUCCCCUAUCAAGAUGUUGGAGGAAUACGAUCCACUUAAUGAGUCUGUCAUGAGUGGGCCUUGGGCCUACAUGGCGGACUAUGUGGUGCGCAUAGAUAACUCCAUAUCACCCAUGGAAGAAAUGCUACGAUAUGAGGAGAGAAUCAAAGCCGAUAAAUUAAGAGCUAUGAGCGGGCCAAGUGACGAGACGGGGCGGAAAGUUAAUACGAUAGGAAGCAAAAAGGCUGGUUGGCUUGAAAAGCUCCGAGAUAAAUUGCAAAGAGAGGAGGAUAUUCGGUGGUACGUGGUGGUCUGUGGCGACGAGGAACGAAGGUAUUCCGAAGAUGGAGAUUACGACGAAGAUGAUCUCGAUGCCGAGGACGUCACGCUUUCCGAGGACGAAGAGUUUGAAUUUCGGCUGCCCGAGUUUGCCCCCUAUGAUGUGCCACCGCUGGAGGUCCAACCCUUGCGACUACGCACCUCUGAUCAGGCACCGGCGCAGCGGCAGAGGCAAUCAUUUGAUGAUAAACCACCGGCCGUCCCCGAAAAGGAUUUUCCAAAAUCCGUGUCACCCCCGAACCCCCUCCAGAACCUUCAUGAGGUCGGCAAAGCAUCCAUAGAACUUUCUAUGAGGCCCAAGGCGAAACAGAGCACUACGGGGCUACGGAGACUGUUUACAAGAAAGCAAGUUGAAAAUCCUACUUGA